AUGGUUACCGCAGAGCAGCUCCUCCGUCGGUGGUUACCGCAGAGCAGCUCCUCCGUCGGUGUCCAUGGUUACCGCAGAGCAGCUCCUCCGUCGGUGUCCAUGGUUACCGCAGAGCAGCUCCUCCGUCGGUGUCCAUGGUUACCGCAGAGCAGCUCCUCCGUCGGUGUCCAUGGUUACCGCAGAGCAGCUCCUCCGUCGGUGUCCAUGGUUACCUCAGAGCAGCUCCUCCGUCGCUUCACACGAGCAGACGGACGCAGCGUGAACAUCGACCACACAGACAUGGAUGAAAAAGACAGGAGCCAGCCCAAGAGGCCGUGGGAUACGUGUCGCGAGGUCCCCACCAUCGAAGACGAACAGACGCCAUGGAAGAUGAUCCAACUGCUGAGGGUCUUCACUCUCUGUGUGGUCGCUCUGAUCGUGUUUGGGUUGGCUCUAUGCAGCAAGACGUCUUUCCUGCUGCUCAUCACCUUGUCCAAUGAAGGCACCAAGAUCCUCUCCGACGAGCGGAAACCCGUCGCCCUGCUGUGUAUCGGCUGCUCUCUCAUCACGUCCAGCGUUCUUGUCUUACAGAAGAGCGUCUGGAAGGCCUGUUACAAAUCAUCAAAGAUGCCGGCCAAGAGUACCGUCGCUGUGAUUUUGUUCUUCGAGUUUGUUGUGUCUCUGGGUGCAGCAAUUCUCACGAUAGUCGCCAUGCCACACUUGGACAUCGUCACCAACGUGACCAUCCUUAAUGGUGUAGCCAUCCUCUCUGCACUACUACAAGUGAUCAGUCAACACACUGCGCAGGAAAGGAACCGCUUCCUGGUGCCGUCCAUCGGCGCCUUCAUCCUGGUUCUGCUUGGCUACAUCCUGUUCCUCGUGUUAUACAUCAUGAAGGAUCCCGCUGAUUCCAGGAUGAUGACCUGGGUCGGCCUGGCGGUUGGUGGGUCCUUCUUGGUGUCGUUGACCUGGUGGGAAAACUACCUGAGACUGAUCAGUGAAAACAGCAGCUCUAUUUUCCUCAAGAGGCUCAGUAUGGAUAUAAGAAGGAGCCAGAACAUCCUGCAUAUCCUCUCCAGCCUGCUCAGGAUCGCUGUGACCGCCUGCGUGCUCGGAGCCUACGUCCCCCUAAACAAAAUGGACUGGGACGUGGUCAGAUUCAUCCCCAGGCGUGAGACAACAAUCAUAGGCAUCAUCAUCGGUGUCCAGCUGAUCUCCUCUGCGCUCUGCCACUGGUUUUCACUGGUAGCCUGCAAGAUGCACGCCAUACGACGAUGCUUCAUCCUGCCUCUGUACCUGGCCUCUCUGGCUGUCAUGGCUCUGCUCGUCAUCCCCGUUAUCGUUUACUAUCAGGACUACAAAACCAGUCUGAAUGGAACCAGUAUCAACUUCACAAGUUACUGUGAUGUGGUUGUGGAUGGAAGAAGCGGAAACCUUAACGCCAGUGUGUUUUCAAAUCUGGUGUUGGAUGUAACACACACCCUCUGCUUCCUGGACAUGUCCAAUAGUUUGGACAUCGGCAUACUGACAGGUUCAGCAUUUUCCUGGUGGCUCGGCUUUGUGUUGGCCACUGUCCACCUUUGGAACCUCGGCCUGAACCGCAUCCAGAGGACUCAGGACCUGUUCAUCCGGAGGCUGUAUGAAGGAGGACUUAUAGAACAGUCCCUGCUCCUUAACACUCGAUUUGACAUCCAGACGUCUAAAAAGCGGAAACAACGGAGGCCUCUCGAUCCAGUGAAAGUGUUCCUUUGUGCGACCAUGUGGCACGAGACCUACGACGAGAUGAUGAAGAUAAUAAUUUCUUUGUUUCGAAUGGACAAGUACAGGCCAAAGAAGGAAGGACAGACGACAGAUGUGACCUUUGAAGGCCACAUCUACUUCGACGACGCCUUCAGCAACGUCCCAGGAAGUCAGGGCCGCCACGUCAACAAAUAUGCAGAGAUGAUGGUGGACAUAAUCCGAGAAGUUUACAGGUAUGAGACACACCGAAUCCCUGAUCAGAGUGUGGUGAGGACGCCGUACGGAGGUCGCCUGGUCAUCACCAUGCCUCAUGGAAACAGUCUGCGGGUUCACUUUAAGGACAAGCUGCUCAUUCGCCACAAGAAGAGAUGGUCUCAGGUGAUGUACCUGUACUAUCUCCUGGGCUGGAAGCUCUCCACCAAAAACAUAGAAAAAACGGAGAAAAAACAUGCAUUUAUAUGUGACAUGAAAAGAUGCUAUGUGUAAAACAAAGCACAUGUGGUUUCAUUCCUCCAGAGAGAGAAGCACAACACCUACAUCUUGGCUUUGGACGGGGACACGGACUUUCAGCCGGCGUCUGUGAUGUUGCUUAUCGACCGUCUGAAACGUUAUCCGCUCGUCGGCGCUGCAUGUGGAAGGAUUCACCCGACCGGAUCAGGUCCCAUGGUGUGGUACCAGAAAUUUGAAUACGCCGUUGGUCACUGGCUCCACAAGACGGCAGAGCACGUGUACGGCUGUGUGCUGUGCAGCCCGGGCUGCUUCAGUCUGUUCAGAGCGUCAGCGCUAAUGGACGACAACGUGAUGAAAAAAUACACAGUCAAGGCCUCAAAGCCGGCACAUCACAUCCAGUACAACCAAGGUGAGGACCGCUGGCUGUGCACUUUGAUGCUGAAGCAGGGAUGGAGAGUGGAGUACAACGCAGCGUCCGACGCUUACACCAAUGCCCCCGAGGAGUUCAAAGAGUUUUACAACCAGCGUCGUCGAUGGGGACCGUCCACCAUGGCCAACAUCAUAGACCUGCUGGGCUCGACCACCCUGAUUUCCAAGAGGAACCCGUCCAUGUCCAAACCCUACAUGUUCUACCAGCUCUUCAGCAUGGCUUCGUCCAUUCUGUCCCCGUCCACCGUCGUCCUCAUGAUUGCAGGUUGUUUGACCCUGCUGCUGGACAUUCAUCCAAACGCUGCUCUGGUCAUCGCUGUGAUUCCUCCGGUCAUCUUCCUCGGCAUCAGCUUUAAGAUCAAGUCGGACACUCAGAUCCAAAUUGCAGCGGUCAUGAGCAUCAUUUACGGCUUCCUCAUGAUGAUAGCAGCGAUGGUCAUAGUUGGGAACAUGGUGAAGGAACAAACCAUCCUGACUCCCAGCAGCCUCUUCAUCAUCUCCCUCGCCUGCUUCUACCUGGUGACUGCGCUCAUGCACCCUCAGGAGGUCAGCCUCAUCGUCUUUGGCUUGCUGUACAUCGUCUGCAUCCCCAGCGCCUACCUGCUGCUGACCAUUUACUCCAUGGUCAACAUGAACAAUGUGUCCUGGGGCACCAGAGAGACCACACAAAAACAAACAAAACAAGACGAGGAUCAGUUCUUCAGAGAGCUCACCGCCACGUAUCUGGAGCCUCUGCCCGAGGACAAAAAGAAGCAGAAACAGAUGGCUGAUGACCUGAAGGAGCUGAGGAACAAGAUCACCUUCGUGUUCUUCAUCUGUAACGCCUUCUGGCUCAUAGCGACCUUCAUACUGCAGCUCACGCAGACGUCCGUCUUCAUCCAGGUACCGAAGAUCGACAUCAACCUGCAGCUCACUGGAGAGUACAUUUUCAUCGACCCCAUCGGCUUCAUGUUCAUCCUGGCCUUCGUCAUGCUGGUAGUGGUCCAGUUCAUAGCCAUGCUGUACCACAGAAUCUACACGCUGAUCCACUUUGUGGCCUUUUUGGACACCGAGCCGAGGACUGAGCGCCACAGACAGGAAGUGACCAAGGUCGUUGAUGACAAAGGGAUGGUCGAUGAUGACGAUGGUAAUGAUGAUGAUGAAGACGAUGGCGAUGAAGACGAUGAUGAUUAUGACGACGAUGGCGACAGCAUCAUUUAUCCGAGUCUGUUCAACAGGAGAGACAACGGCGGGACUCUGGUGUGA
Messenger RNA from Labrus bergylta (ballan wrasse), 3843 nucleotides. The record is from RefSeq and is a predicted model, not a curated record. Lineage: Eukaryota; Metazoa; Chordata; Actinopteri; Labriformes; Labridae.